Messenger RNA from Hyla sarda, 2210 nucleotides. It is a transcript of the gene NOL9, whose product is annotated as nucleolar protein 9. Gene Ontology annotation, biological process: cleavage in ITS2 between 5.8S rRNA and LSU-rRNA of tricistronic rRNA transcript (SSU-rRNA, 5.8S rRNA, LSU-rRNA). Gene Ontology annotation, molecular function: polynucleotide 5'-hydroxyl-kinase activity. The record is from RefSeq and is a predicted model, not a curated record. Bases 10 to 2070 code for a protein of 686 amino acids. The transcript is spliced from 12 exons. Gene Ontology annotation, cellular component: nucleus. NCBI's taxonomy places the organism in Eukaryota, Metazoa, Chordata, Amphibia, Anura, Hylidae.
GCGUACGGGAUGAACAGCAGUUAUCCCUGGGUGUGUCGUCCAUGUCCGCUCAGUGAUCUCAUUGAAAGCUAUCUACCCAGGGAUACUUGUGGUCGUCCCUUACGCUGCACUAUUCAAACCCGCUGGUGUGGCGGCGCUGGUCUGGCUCCUCUCCGCGCUAUGAAGCAGCGGCCGGACAGUGCGCGCCCGGGCCCGUCCUACAAGAUCCGCCCGGGGAAGAAAGGAUCCGUCCGGAGCAGGAAUGCAUUGGCCGAGCGCUGUAAACUUGAGGCGGCCUCUGAAACGCGCAAGUCCCGGUCCGGCCCGGAGGAGAGCGGGGAACACGGCCCGGAGCACGGCGGUAGCGCGCUGCUGGUGGAGGAGGGGGUGUGUGUGACCGUUCUGCGGCCCGGGGAGAAACUGACUUUCAUAGGUAAAUGUGUCCUGACCUGCUUGUACGGCAGUGUAAAGGUGCUGGGCCUCACCAUCAACUCCAAUGAGACCCCCCAUGAGCUGUUCUCUCCGAAAACUCACGCGCCCCUGGCCAUCGAAGGACUGAAGCAGAAGAAGAAGUUUAAAACCCGGAAGGAGAUCCGAGCAGAGGCGCGGACGUUACUGCGCGGAUACCUGUCCUUAGAUUGCAGACGCGCCAUCAUGAAAAAGUUCAAGUCUUCCUGCUCCAUCCUGCUGCUCGAGCGCCUGGAGGACACGACGGUCAACUACAUCCUGAGCCACCCGGAGUACGCCAAAAUCUUUGGCACAAAAUUGAAAGGAAUGCAGUCCUCCCCGGAGAGCGAUCCCGUCCUACAAUCUAUUGGCGUUUACCGCUGUGAUCCGGAGACCGCGGUGUCUGUGUCAGAGGAAACAGCGUCUGCAGCCCAGCAUUUAGUCAGCGCCUGCCUAGAGGAAGACAACGGCUGUCCCAUUAUUCUGGUUUGUGGGCCGAAAAAUGUGGGAAAAUCGACAUUCAACCGCUAUCUCAUCAACCAGCUACUCCAGCACAUCCCCUGUAUUGAUUACCUGGACUGUGAUCUGGGGCAGACGGAAUUCACACCUCCUGGCUGUAUCUCAUUGAUCAGAAUUACUAAGCCCGUCCUGGGGCCCCCGUACACUCAGCAGCGGGAGCCUUACAAGAUGGUUUACUUCGGAGAGACCUCCUGUGAACAGGACAUGGAACGGUUUAUCGAGUCGGUGAAAUACGUCAUCGCGAGUUAUAAGAGAGACCAGCCGCUCAUCAUCAAUACCAUGGGAUGGGUUAAAGGAUUUGGAUUACUGCUGUUGAUCGACUUGAUUCGGCUCCUUUCCCCAAGUCAUAUAAUCCAGAUGUUCACCGCAGACAAAAACCUGAUGGAGCCGCUGACACCCGAAUAUGUCAAGAACUCCGGAGGGUAUAUGACGAAAUCCCAGUCACAGGCCAAGUGCAAAAGCAGAAGUUUGGAUUUCUUAGAGGAAGAGUUGGCGGACUACAGUAACCAGCAUCAUUCUAGAGCACCCGGGGGGCAUCAUCUCUUUCAGAUAGAAAGCAAGUUUGACAGAGCGGGAGAUACGGACAACAUACCCUGCCAAAACUGGAUCCUGCGGGACCUCGCCAUGUUGGGCUACAUCAGUAAAUUACAACAGUUUGAUCCAGACCAGAUAAUCCCAUUGAAUGCGCUAUUACCAUAUGAGGUGCCUUUUAAUGCCGUCGGCCUGCGCGUCAUCCAUGCAGACGUGGCGCCGUCUCACAUCAUGUAUUCUGCUAACGCCAGCUGGGUCGGGCUCUGCCACAUUCUGGAUGACAUCAGCGGUCAGGACAGCGGCCCCGUAUUACUAACACAGGCUCCAAUCUGCGACUGCGUGGGCUUCGGUAUCAUUCGGGGAGUUGACAUGGAGAAGAAGAUCUACCACCUCCUCACCCCUUUACCGCCCGAGACCCUUCGUCAGGUGAACUGUUUGCUGAUCGGUAACAUCUCUAUCCCGCACUGCGUCUUCAAGCAUCAGCCUGGAGUGCAGGGCGACCUCCCCUAUGUAACCACGGAGUACGACCUCUCUGUAUACGGAUCGAAGAAAAUGAAGCUCAAAAAACAUCUCAAAAGACGAGAACAUCAAUAAGAAAUCGCAUCCUUCUCGCCAAAACGUUAGAGAGUCCUCGUCUGCGCCCCAGUCUGCCCGUCAUAUAGAAAAAGUAAAAAUUUUUUGGGAUUGGUCGGCUGAUCAGUGAAGCUGGAUUAGUAUUUCCCAACCAGAGUGCC